AGGUACCUUCAUGUCGAAUCCAAAUUAUGGCCCAUCAAAGCACCUGGUCCAGACCCACGAUGGUAACAUUCUAACUGCCGAUAACGGAAGCUCAUCGACUGCUCUCCAACCGCUGUGACUCUCUCUCUCUCUCUCUAACUCCAUUUUUGAUUGCCAUGAACAUUUCCUUUGAAUCCCUCCCAAGAAGAACACCAAAAACCCUAGAAUUCUUCUUCUAGGGUUACUUUCAACCACUUAAACCACCACAAAAACCAUGCCUUCGUCGCGCAAAUUCUUCCACGCUCGUUCACCGUCCUCCAGUCGCAGAUCAACGAUCCUCAUCGUCUCCGGCUGCCUCCUUGUUGGACUCGUCGGUUUCGUUUUCGGACUCGCCUCCCUUGUGAGACCGAUCACUGGAUACAGAUGUCUGCACGAUAAGCCCAGGUCGGUUCGAGUGGUUUGGGAGAGAGGUAGUGGUGGAAAUGGUGGUGGAAACGAUGUCGGACUGGUUAGCGAGGAUGGUACCAAACGGCACAAGGUUAUGGGUUUUGUGGGAAUCCAAACCGGUUUUGGAUCGGUGGGUCGGAGACGAUCUUUGAGGAAGACUUGGAUGCCAUCCGAUUCCCAAGGGCUUCAACGCUUGGAAGAAGCCACUGGUCUGGCUUUCAGGUUUAUCAUUGGUAGAACAAAUGACAAGGCAAAGAUGUUGGAACUUAAAAAGGAGAUUGCAGAGUAUGAUGAUUUCAUUCAAUUGGAUAUUGAAGAGGAGUAUAGUAAGCUUCCAUAUAAAACGUUGGCUUUCUUUAAAGCAGCCUAUGCCCUUUUUGAUUCUGAUUUUUAUGUUAAAGCUGAUGAUGACAUAUAUUUAAGGCCAGAUCGCCUUUCACUGCUCUUGGCUAGAGAACGUUCACACAGUCAGACCUACCUUGGUUGCAUGAAAAAAGGCCCAGUUUUUACCGAUCCAAAGCUAAAAUGGUUUGAGCCACUUUCCUAUUUGCUAGGGAAGGAUUACUUUCUUCAUGCCUAUGGUCCAAUAUAUGCCCUUUCUGCUGAUGUUGUUGCAAGCUUGGUUGCCCUUAGAAACAACAGUUUUCGUAUGUUUAGCAAUGAGGACGUUACAAUUGGUGCGUGGAUGCUUGCAAUGAAUGUCAACCAUGAGAAUAAUCAGGCAUUGUGUGCACCAGAUUGUACAUCUACAUCUAUUGCUGUGUGGGAUAUUCCCAAGUGUUCAGGUCUGUGCAAUCCAGAAAAAAAAUUAUUGGAGCUUCAUCAAAAAGAAAUCUGUACAAAGAGUCCUACAAUAGAAUCUGAUGAUUAGGCAGUAGUCUGAGAAGUUAAUAUUCAGAGACUUCGCUUCCCGAGCCUGCUAUUUUCUGAUAUAAUUCUCAUAUUAUUAUUAUUAUUAUUUUCUUUUUUCAA
Messenger RNA from Ziziphus jujuba (common jujube), 1398 nucleotides. RefSeq names its product probable beta-1,3-galactosyltransferase 14. The transcript is spliced from 7 exons. Gene Ontology annotation, cellular component: Golgi membrane. Lineage: Eukaryota; Viridiplantae; Streptophyta; Magnoliopsida; Rosales; Rhamnaceae. The coding region runs from base 254 to 1297 and encodes 347 amino acids. The record is from RefSeq and is a predicted model, not a curated record. Gene Ontology annotation, molecular function: hexosyltransferase activity.